Myripristis murdjan (pinecone soldierfish) is the source of this 3800-nucleotide messenger RNA. RefSeq names its product acyl-CoA dehydrogenase very long chain (gene acadvl). The transcript is spliced from 21 exons. Lineage: Eukaryota; Metazoa; Chordata; Actinopteri; Holocentriformes; Holocentridae. The record is from RefSeq and is a predicted model, not a curated record. The coding region runs from base 147 to 2129 and encodes 660 amino acids. Gene Ontology annotation, molecular function: flavin adenine dinucleotide binding; fatty-acyl-CoA binding; very-long-chain fatty acyl-CoA dehydrogenase activity.
CUUUAAAACUACAUAUCCCAUGAAGCACCGCGGUCAGAUGUCAGAAAGCAUCCGCCAGCCGCCGUCGGUCGAAGGAGAAAGCUGAUCUUCAGUGUGUCAUUUGGCGGAGCUGUUGGCAGUAGUCCGGACGCAGGCAAAAACAGAUCAUGAUGCUUCGUAAAGUCAGCCAGUCGUCUUCCGCCCUGUGCGGCACCAUUCUUCGUAUUCCGCCCGUGUUAUCUGGGGCUCAGCGUCAAGCCGGGGCUGUCGCUGCCGUCCAGAAUGCCCGUCUUUACGCCACCCAAGCUGCAGAGGCAGUUUUGGAGAAGACUGAAACAGUGGGAAGUGACGCUGCUGCCACCAAAGUGGAGAAGAAGACAGUUGCUGCUGAAUCCAAAUCUUUUGCUGUUAGCAUGUUCAAGGGGCAAAUCAGCACUGCUCAGGUGUUUCCUUAUCCCUCAGUUUUGAAUGACGAGCAGGAACAGUUUCUUAGAGAGCUUGUCGGGCCUGUGGGCAAAUUCUUUGAGGAGGUGAAUGAUGCCACAAAGAACGAUGCCUUGGAGAAGGUGGAGGAUCACACCAUGCAGGGCCUGAAGGAAAUGGGUGCCUUUGGCCUGCAGGUGCCGGCUGACCUGGGUGGCCUCGGCCUCUCAAACACACAGUAUGCGAGGCUGGUGGAGAUUGUUGGCAUGUAUGACCUGGGUGUUGGCAUCACCCUGGGUGCCCACCAGUCCAUUGGCUUCAAGGGCAUUCUGCUGUUCGGCAAUCCCGCCCAAAAGGAGAAGUACCUGCCCAAGCUUGCCACAGGAGAAAACAUAGCAGCUUUUUGUCUGACUGAGCCAGCCAGUGGCUCUGAUGCUGCCUCUAUCAAGACCACGGCUGUGCAGUCGCCCUGUGGGAAGUACUUCACUCUCAACGGCAGCAAGAUCUGGAUCAGCAAUGGAGGCCUGGCCGAGAUCUUCACAGUGUUUGCCAAGACACCCAUGAAGGAUCCCAAGACAGGGGAGAUGAAAGACAAGAUCACCGCCUUCGUCGUGGAGAAGAGCUUUGGAGGAGUGACACAUGGCCCUCCAGAGAAGAAGAUGGGCAUCAAGGCGUCCAACACGGCUGAGGUCUACUUUGACAACGUGCGUGUGCCAGCCGACUGCGUUCUGGGUGAGGUGGGCGGCGGCUUCAAGGUGGCCAUGAACAUCCUGAAUAACGGGCGCUUUGGUAUGGCCGCUGCCCUCUCAGGCACCAUGAAGGGAGUCAUUACCAAAGCUGUGGACCAUGCAGCCAACAGAACCCAGUUUGGGAACAAGAUCCACAACUACGGUGCCAUCCAGGAGAAGAUGGCACGCAUGACCAUGCUGCAGUACGUCACCGAGUCUAUGGCCUACAUGAUCAGUGGAAACAUGGACAGCGGCGCAUCUGAAUUCCAGAUAGAAGCUGCCAUUAGCAAGAUCUUUGCCUCUGAAGCAGCAUGGACCGUGACUGACGAGUGUGUCCAGGUUAUGGGUGGCAUGGGUUUCAUGAAGGACGCCGGAGUGGAGAGAGUGAUGAGGGAUCUGCGAAUUUUCCGUAUCUUUGAGGGCACCAAUGACAUCCUCAGGCUCUUUGUGGCCCUCAACGGUUUCCAGAAUGCUGGCAACCAGCUGAAGAGCUUACAAAAGGCCUUGAAGAACCCACUUGGCAACGCUGGGUUGCUGGCAGGAGAGCUCUCCAAGAGAGCUAAGAGGAAGGUUGGAUUGAGCUCAGGUCUGACACUUCAGGGAACUGUGCACCCAGAACUGGCACAGAGUGGUGAACUGACAGUGAAAGCCAUCGAACAGUUUGGAGCCGUCAUUGAGGAGCUGCUGAUGAAACAUGGCAAGAAGAUUGUGGAUGAACAGUUUGUCUUGAAGAGAGUUGCAGACUGCGCCAUUGACCUCUACGCCAUGGUGGUUGUCCUGUCGAGGGCCUCACGCUCUCUGAGUCAGGGCCAUCCCUCAGCUCAGCAUGAGAAGAUGCUGUGUGAGACCUGGUGUAUUGAGGCCCAUGACAGGAUCAUGCUGGACAUCGGGUCUCUGCGCUCCAGUCAGUCCAGACAGGUCUUCAAGAACCUGCGGGCCAUCUCUGCGGCCGUGGUGGAGAACGGAGGCGUGGUCUCCCCUCACCCCCUGGGCUUCUAAACACAGCAUGCUCCCCGUCCCUGAAUCUCUCCUCAAUGUUAACUUUUUAUUUUCCUCUCCCUGAUCUCUAAACAGGCUCUGUGUCUUGUAUGCCAAGUCCUCCAUUUCUUCUCAACCUUUUCCUCAUCUGUUUUUCUUCCUUAAUCACCACCAUCGCUCCGUUUCACAAAGGUGCCCUUUUAUCUCUAUUGUGUGAGCUUUAAGGUAAUUAAUGGAGGAUUACAAAUCUACCACCUGCAUUUAAGAACGAUCCAUUGAAAGUCCUUCGAAUGUGUGAAUGGAGCUCUCAGCAUGUACCAUAAGUGGUCCAGCUUCCAUGUUCGUAGCUGGUUUAGUCAUGUUAUUAUUUAAUCCGAUGUAACUUUGAUGAUCAGUAAUGCCUGUUUUUGUUUGUUUAUAGAAGAUGAAUAUACAAUAUCAAUGCAACUUGGAUGUGGUAGGCCAGUCAGAGGAGGAAGCUUAUAACUGAUUUGUUUUGAGCUGUUAAAUUAUACACCCAAAAAAAGGUAUUUUAAAGACUUUUUCAUUUGUACACUAUCGAGAUGUCUUACAGCAAUGCAAUUGUAUAGAAUGCAGUGGUGCUUCUCUGUAUAUUUCAUGCCUUUUUUCAUAUAAAGUCUCACUCUGCUCAUCACAUUCAUCCUGACAUGAGGAACAGAGCUUUUGCCUUAGAAACAGAUACUGUAUAGUGUUCCUGUUGUGGCUUGAUUCAAAACAGAAAGAGAGCUUUAACAUGGAGUUUAAAAUGUGCAGGUCAACUCAUUCUUUCCUAAUGACUGUCACAUUAAAUGCCUAAGUGCAAGCAUUUGAUUUCUCAGCCAAAAAAGCAGCCAGCACUAUUAACUCUAAGUGCUGGUAAUUCACCGUAUCAGUCUGCAUACCUGGUUUAUGGACAGUUUUUUUUUUUUAAGUAGAUGUAAAUGCUUGCUAUACAAACACUGUUUGUUUAACUGCGUGUACAUAUGGGGUAACUUAAUGUAUGUUGGUAGCUGUGUGUUUUGAAUGUGCUGCCUCUAGCUGCAGUAAAAUGCUCCUAAAACUCAAAAAGGUCCGUACAAAUAAAGUCAUGUGAUGUCUGAAUGCUGUAAUAGGAAUGUGUACUGUACCCAUGCUGCAUUUGCAUGGCACCAUUUUGAGUAGGAGAUCAACUAUUCAAAGGGAUUCUCGGUACUGUAUGAAACAGUUAGAAAUCUGUUAAGAUAUUACUGUGCUUAAUUUCAAGAUGAGCAUCACCAAUAGGUCAUUUUCCCUCAAAUUAACAACAGUACAUACCCUGCUUGUUCAUUUACUGUCUCAAAUACAUGGGAAAAAGACAAACACAGUCAAAACAUUUGCAACAGAAACUUCAGUGGAGUCAGUGAAGAACUCUGAGAAUGUAAUUCAGACCUCGAUUGCGGUAAAUUGUGUUAAAGUGCCACAGAAAGAGGUGAGCAUCCAACACACAUCAGCACAGACAUUUUUCUGUCUUUUAAACACCUUUUUUUGCCCUUUGCCUGAUUGCAAUUGCAGUGCAGCUGUUGCCUAUAAAAUGUACAGAUUCGUUUGUCACCAUACCUGUGAAUAUGGUGCUGCCUCGGCCCAUUGUCUCUCUGGUUUCAUUAAAUUUGUAGCAAGUGCUUGUACAAGCUGAUGUAACCUACAUAAAUCAAUUAAAUAUUGAACCUCAGAACA